Messenger RNA from Thamnophis sirtalis, 5212 nucleotides. The record is from RefSeq and is a predicted model, not a curated record. NCBI's taxonomy places the organism in Eukaryota, Metazoa, Chordata, Lepidosauria, Squamata, Natricidae.
UGUAAGCAGUAUUUUGGUGAACAAAUAUGGCAGUAGGCCAAUCAUGAUUGCUGGAGGGAUUCUGGCUUCAUUUGGAAUGAUUGCCUCUUCGUUCUGCAAUAGUGUCUUGCAACUUUACAUAUGUGUUGGUGUAAUUGGAGGUUUGGGUUUGGCUUUCAACUUGCAACCUGCCUUGACGAUGAUUGGCAAAUAUUUUUAUAAAAAGCGUCCCAUUGCUAAUGGACUGGCCAUGGCGGGAAGUCCUGUCUUUCUAAGUACUCUGGCACCCCUGAAUCAGUUUCUUUUUAAUGCUUUUGGUUGGAAAGGAAGUUUCCUCAUUCUGGGAGGACUUCUUUUAAAUUGCUGCGUGGCUGGGUCACUUAUGAGGCCUGUUGGACCAAAACCUGUGCAGGUUAUCAAAAAAGAUGUGGAAAAAGCAACUGAAGAUUCCACUUUGCACAAGAAUGACAAGAAAUCAGUCUGGCAAACCAUCAACAAAUACUUAGAUUUAACCCUCUUCAAACACAGAGGCUUCUUGAUUUAUUUGUCUGGAAAUGUUAUCAUGUUUCUUGGCUUCUUUGCCCCAAUUGUGUUCUUAGCUCCUUAUGCCAAGCAUAAAGGAAUUGAUGAAUAUUCAGCAGCUUUUUUACUCUCUAUCCUAGCUUUUGUAGAUAUGUUUGCCAGGCCAUCAAUGGGCUUAAUUGCAAACUCGAAAUACAUCCGGCCCAAAAUCCAGUACUUCUUUAGUUUUGCUGUUUUGUACAAUGGGGUCUGCCACAUCCUCUGCCCAUUGGCUGAAACCUAUACAGGCCUGGUUGUGUAUGCCGUACUUUUUGGACUUGCAUUUGGAAUGGUUAGCAGUGUCCUUUUUGAGACAUUGAUGGAUCUUGUUGGUGCACCAAGAUUCUCCAGUGCAGUAGGACUCGUCACAAUUGUGGAGUGCUGCCCUGUCCUUUUAGGCCCACCUAUGGGAGGUUUGCUUGUGGACAUAACCAAAGACUACAAAUAUAUGUAUUUUGUCUGUGGUAUAAUUGUUGUUGUUUCAAGCAUUUGGCUGUUCAUUGGAAAUGCAAUCAAUUAUAGACUUUUGGCAAAAGAGAAGAAAUUAGAAGAUGAAAGGCAGAAUGCCAUAAAGAAUGCCGAUUCCAAGGAAGUGGAGCCUUUGACCCAAAAAGAGAGUGAAGAAGUUCUCAACAGAUCCGGCAAAAUGCAAGACAGUCCUUCAGAAAGAGAAACAAAUAUUUAACAUAAAUAUACAUAUUUAUAAUGUUUAAAGUACAUGCCAGAUGUUUUGUAGUUAUUAUAAUCAAUUACAAUACUAAAUGGCAAUAGGCAUUUACAAAACCACAUGUAUUAUAAAACACAGUAUCACUGUUCUGUUCCUUCUAAAAAGAGAGAAGGGUACAGAAAGAGUCUUCCCAGAACUGCAUUAAAACGUUUUCCUCUUCCACCACACUGCCCUGGUAACAAUUGACUUAUUAUGUUAAAAUGUCUAGCUAUUCAUAGCUAGAUUAAACUUUUCUGUAUCUUGCCUUCAAGCAACCUGUACCUGUCCAGGAGUGCACAGUAAUUGCAACAAGGGAACAAUCUAUAGUGUUGUAUGAGAAAGGAGGAUUAUGCUGGAGUGUUUCAAAAAUCCAUUGUUUGUUCUGCUCUACAUUAAUUGGAGCAGGAUUUGGUAUAAAAUGGUAUUUUGUAUUGGUGUCAUGCAUUCUAGGGCUCCUGCAAAAUUUGAUACGAGUUGCUUAAACAUAAAUCCCAAACAGGGUAGUGUCAUGACAGUCAGGUCUUCCACUAACAAACCUUCUUGCUCCAACAAUGCCUCACCGAAAAAGUGCUACAAUAGUAAAGGAAAGAAAUGACUGAAUUGACCUAUGUCUACUGAUCUUUUCACAAUUUUAUUUUGUGUAGGAGGGGUUGUUUUAUUUGUUGCAUUUUUAUUGUCCACUAGAAGGAAAAAGUGAUGCAUUCAAACAUGAAAGUAAAAAUGGAAUAGCUACUUGAGUAAAAAGCGCACAAAAAUGUAUCACCACUGUUUUUAUAAUGCAUUUUUGGUAGAUCCAACUGGGUCAGCUAUCUCUGAACAAACUUUUACUAUGUGGCUUUUAAAGACAUGAAAAUGGUAAGUUUUAUUGCUAAAUACAAUAAUGUUUUCAUUUUAGCGAAUAAAUACAGUUUUUUUCCUCUCUGCUGUAAAAUCAUUAGAAAUUUAAAUAUAUACAACCAGAUAUUAAAUAAUAUCUGAAAUAAUACUUAGGAUGCAUUGUCUCAUCAUUGUAUAUUGUAGCUAGAUAUGCUGGCACAAAUGCAUAUCAGGGUAUAACUUUUGUGUUCAUCACUUACCUCUGUUUGUAUUCACACUUCUUGAAACAAGCUCCCUUACCUUAUUAAAUAUUCUGCCCUUGGUGAUCACUAUUUUUUUCAAGAUGUGGGUGUAAAUCAUUGCCGCACACACACUGCUACUUGUUAAUAAUGUUACUCUCAACAUGGAUUCAGAGCUUUCCUGUUGUAGACCAUGAAGUGUGAAAUGUUUAUAGGGAUAUCAGGGACCAUAAAAAAUAAUCAGGAGGGAGACUGUAUCAGAUUUGUGGAUUACCAACUGACCAUCUUUACAAUUUUUCCCCAUCUUUAGAAGCAAAAAAAUAAAUAAAUCUGACUCUAAAGAUCAUAAAGCAGUAGAACUUUAUUUUUUCUUUUCCUUUUCCUUUGAGCAUGAUUAUCUAAAUAAUUGUUCUAAUCAGUAACAUCUGGUUCCAGACUAGUCUACUCUGGAACAGUGGUCCUGCCUAGACUGAAUUUUGGUAUAAAGACUCCAAAGUUCUCCUAUCUGAAAAUUAAAAUUAGUUGAUCAGUACCUAGAUCUAAUAAGUUCCUCAUAUUUGAACAUCAUUAGGCAGACCUUCUCCCUUUAAAAUUUCUUUCAUUUUUAACAAGGCACCAAGAGAGAGUAGGGGAUUAUGGAUCCCAUGAUCAUGGACCAUGAAUGAUUACUACCUCAAGCAAAGAGGUGAGAUGGAGCUGGUCUUUCUCAAUUGGCCAAUAUUCAUCUCAAGCAAUGGCUUCUGUACAUUUCUUGUAAUUGUGCUGAACUAAAGUUACAAAAUAAAGCAUUCAUCCCACUAUAAUAUAUUAAUUAGAAAUAGAACCCUUUGAUUACCUACCCUUGUUAAGAUCUUAAUCUAAACAAAUAGCUUUCAAAAAUCUGCAGUCUAAAUUGACAUUGAGUUUCAUCCUCUUGCAAUCAUGAUAUAGAACAAGAUAACCAAUUUUGCACAUUAAGUGGUGAAAUGCACAUGCAGUCCACUGUUGAUUAUCUUAUGUUUUCCCCCAUGAAACAUAGUUUUAAAACGAUUUCAGACAUUCAACUAUCACUGAUGUUCACUUCUUGCUACACUAUGACUAUACUUUGCUCAGAAAGCAGAACUGUAACUCAGCUAUUUAUAAUCAAACUUAGUUGUGAAGACCAAGCUUAUUGUAAUGGUUAAGGCAUCAGGCUAAAAACAGGGAGACAGUUUGCUCUUGUCUCACCUUAGGCAUAAAGCUAGCAGGGUGAUCUUCAGUCAAACCCUCUCAGCCCUAGGAAUGCCAAAUUUCUUCUAAAAUCUUGCCAAGGAAAGUGACUGAAGGAAUGCAUGGGUAUGUGCAGUGCACACGCACGCACACACAAACAUACACAUAGCUAUAAGAAUUUAUCUCUAAAUAAGCCACGAUAUGCUGUUGCUUAAUAGUUGACAUCUAGAAUGCGAGCUGCUUAAUUCAAACACAAUAAAGCAAUACCCUGCUUUUCAAACUUUUAAUUUUAGGUUUCUAACCAGACCAGAAACAAAGCAAGCAGGAACUAAAUGUUGGUUCAUAAAGAAGUAUUCAUGUUAUCAUCCCAGAUCACUAAUCUAAUAUGAAUUUGGAAGAUAAUUUUUUUUCUCCUAUAGUGUAAUUCUUCCUUCCAUUCUACUCAACUAUUCAUAUACCUGCUAUAAUUCACUAUACAAUGAAUUCCUACAAGAUAAGUCUUCUACAAUUAAUUUGGACAGUUCUCUCCACUAAAACUGCAUUUGCAAUGAGAUGUUAACUUGAUCUCUGUUCAGGAAUUAAUGUCAGACCACUUUGUUUUAUGUCAUUAUAAUUUAAUACGGUCCUCUAAAAACAACUCAGAUGUUAACUCACAGCUGCACCAUAGUUGCCUUUAGUUCAGAUUUUUAAUGUGUCACUAUAUAGCAUCCAAAUUUCAUCCCACACAAAUCUUGUUGGAUUUAGCAGCAAGUCUGAAGGGAUAUUCUAUUUCUAUUCACUUCAGGGUAAGUAGAACAUAUUAUGUCAUCCACAACUUUGUUUUUCAAGAUUUUUGAUAGCAGAAGAGUAUUACUUCUGCUUGAAUAUUGAAUAUUACUUAUAUUCAAGGAAAUGCCAGAGAAGCACUUCCAGGCUUCCUCGCUCAUGCCCAAUGGCCAAGAGCAGGAUUUGUCAGGAUAAUUAGAUGAAAUUUCUUGUACUCAUCUGAAUAGGGCUCAUACUGCUGUAGAGCUUGUGUAAGGGUUUUCUGAAGGGUAUACAAUUGUGAGGAAUAAUGAGAUCUAUAUUUAAGUGUCAGCAGCUGGAGCCAGGAUGAAGAAAUAGAAGGUGUGUAUGGGGGUGGGGGUGGAUUUAAAUUUGAUUAUAUUCAAUUUCAAUCUAAUUAUAAUUAAUUAAAUGCAUGUGGGAAUGCAUGCAUUUAGUAUUUUCCUCCUGUCAUAAUAAAACAUGCAAUUCAUUUCCAACUUUUGAAGAUUUCUGUGGGCCAUACUCAAAGCUUUAGGAGGCUUUUACACAUGCAUGCUUCCUUAUUUUUACAUAAUGGUAAUUAUAUAUUUUCAUGCUAUACAAAGCAAUUGUUCAUUGUUAAGUGCAUAUGGUAUAUAGGAUGUACAAUGUUGCCCAUAUAAGUGUAUGAAAUUACUGAGGAAUGGUGACAUCCCUGUCCCCUGUGUCAUGUUCGUCUACCUAGAUUGCAUAAAGAUGAAUAAAGAAAGAAAUAUUAAAAUUGUAUGUAGAUUCCAUGUAAUUUCCAUGUGAUUAGAACAGAUAGUUCUGUAGGCAGACUUUUAAGUUAAAAAUGACAUGAAAGGCUCUGUUUACAUGAAGAUAACUUAAAAAUAGACAGUCUUUUUUAUUAGGCUUAGAAAUCUCUGAGGGUAUAAGCAGUGAUGGGAUUCAAAAAAAAUUACUACCGGUUCUGUUAGCAUGGAUUGGUGGGCAU